This is a messenger RNA of Sphenostylis stenocarpa, 678 nucleotides long. Lineage: Eukaryota; Viridiplantae; Streptophyta; Magnoliopsida; Fabales; Fabaceae. The record is from the annotation of a GenBank genome assembly.
AUGGCUACAAAUCAGGAAGAGGUGCAGCUUCUGGGAGUUGUGGGAAGCCCGUUCGUGUGUAGGGUGCAGAUUGCUCUCAAAUUGAAGGGAGUUGAAUACAAAUUUUUGGAAGAAAAUUUAGCCAACAAGAGUGAUCUGCUUCUCAAAUACAACCCAGUUCACAAGAAGGUUCCAGUUUUUGUUCACAACGAGAAGCCCAUUGCAGAGUCUCUUGUGAUUGUUGAGUACAUUGAUCAGACAUGGAAUAACAACCCCAUCUUGCCUUCUGAUCCUUACCAAAGAGCCUUGGCUCGUUUCUGGUCCAAAUUCAUCGAUGACAAGGUUGUGGGUGCUGCAUCGAAAUCUGUUUUCACUGUUGAUGAGAAAGAGCGUGAGAAGAAUGUGCAAGAAACAUUGGAGGGUCUGCAGUUUCUAGAGAAUGAGAUAAAGGAGAAGAAGUUCUUUGGAGGAGAGGAGAUUGGGUUGGCAGAUAUUGCCGGUUCCUUCGUAGCAUUUUGGAUUCCAAUUGUUCAAGAAAUAGCAGGUUUGCAGUUAUUCACCAGUGAGAAAUUUCCUAAUCUCUACAAAUGGAGCCAAGAGUUCAUCAACCACCCUGUUGUGAAGGAAGUUCUUCCUCCCAGGGAACCACUGUUUACCUUCUUCAAAGCCCGCUAUGAAACCCUUACUGCCUCAAAAUAG